AUGCCGCAGGCUCACGCGGAGGCGCACGGUCAGGCCGACCUGCAGGAAGAGCUCGUCCUGGAGAAGUAUCGCUGUAUCAUCAAUCGCCUCAGGCUAGACAUCCUUUUCUUCAUGCACUCCCUGGACGAGUUCACAGCAUUGGGCCCAGAGUCGGAGGAGAGCUGGGAGGCUCUUGUUGCCACUGCAGAGGCCCAGCUGGAGGUGUUUGCGAGCCAUGCCCUGAAGCAGCGCCUUCCCAGUGUGUCCGACAUCGUGGGGUUGCUGAACUGCCGUGAUGCCUUGGUGUCGGAGCUGAUCGAUUCAAUCCUCUAUCAGCAAGCCGUGCUCCAUGCUGAACUUGGCCGGGCACCGGCGGCUAGCGACGGCCGCAUGGCACAGCUCUCCGAGCUCGUGCGGGCGCAGUCUAGGAAGAUGGACAAACCCCCAGAGCUUUACACAGUUGCUCGACUGCCGCUUGCGGAGGAAGACGGGCCGUACGCGUAUGUCAAGAGCGCACAUGCGAUGGGCAACGAUGUAAUCUCGCAGCCGUCGUAUCUCCCCACGCGUUUCCGCGCAAUGUUCGCAGAGAUGCACACAAUGGAGAAGCAGCUGAGAAGAAUGAAGUUCGGGCAAACGAUUCAGUGGAGGAACGGCAAGCAUGUGAAGAGCGAGGAUAUUCGACAGGAGAUCACCGAGCUCUUUGAUAAGUUCUCGAAACUCGACCACGAGCUUCAGCAGAGCAAAGCUUCACGUCACACUCCUUGGGAUCAGCGCCUCGAGCUGCUUACCGCCAAGAUCGCCGAGAAGGAUUUGUCCUCUCAGACGCUUCUUAACCAGAAGACGAAGCUUGAGCACGCGCUGCAGGACGUCCGGGGCGAGACUCACAACGUCCAGAAGGAGCUCAGUGACCUGAAGGAGCGGAAUCAGAAGGUCACCAACGAGAAUCUGCCUCGACUGGCGAAGAUCAAGGUGCUGUUGCAGGAGACCUGGUCUUCGGUGGAUAGCCUCUGCGCAGAUGCAGCCAUGCUGUCGUCGAUGUUCCGCCAGCAGGUGGAGGAGCACCGUGCGGCAGUUUCGGCGAAAGACACGGUUUCUGCGGAGCUGAACAAGGUCCAGAAGUCUUUGAAGCGGCAUCGUGACGAGAUCAUGUUCAAGGAUGACGAGCUGCAGAAGAAAGAGACGCUUUAUCAGCGAACUGUCGAUGCUCGGAGAGAUAUCCACGAGAGCUAUCUUGCGCAGAAGGAUGCGAUCAAGGAUGCGGAGGAACGGCACCGGAAGCAGAACGAGGAGUGGGAGCAGCUUCUAGCGGCGGCCGAGGACCGCAAUGCGCGCCUGGACGAGCUGAGGGAGCAAAUCAACACCGCGAAUCAGCGAAUCGAUUUGCUCGAACAGCAGAAGUUGGCUUACAUGGAGGAAUUCCGGAAGAAGACCAACAAGCCCUGUGGCAUCUUCCUCGAGCAGUUCAAGAAGCCAUCGCAGCGCGUCGCAGCUUUCGCCGCGUCAGCGGGGUCUCCCCGGCACAAGCUUGACAGCAGCCUCUUUGACCCAGUGUGCCUACAGAAGCCGCGACGUCGCCAUCACCGUCAUCCCGUCGUCAGCGACAACAGCAGCACGGGCAACCUCCAUGCUCAGCCCCACGAAGCCGCACGUUCCCAGAUCGGCCAGGGCCGCCACGAGCCGCCGCCCAGGCGCCGGGAGCUGGAGGAGGACCGUUAUUGGCAGCGGAGUCGGCCCGAGAGGCGCCCCCCCAGCCCGUCCAGGAGAUCCAGAUCCAGGCCCCGUGCAGCCUCACCACCUCGACGCCGUCGUGAGCAUGAAGAACGAGGUCGGGAGCGAGGAGCAGCUCGGCGACCCAGCGGGCCCAGGCGUGACGACGAGCCCCGCGACAGCAGCUUGGGGCGGAGGCGUGCUUCCCGCUCCCACGCAAGCGGCUCGCGCCGCGGCAGCAGCCGCCAAAAGGACACGACGGAGGAUCCUCCCAUUGCGGCUGCUGAAGCUCCAGCACCAGCUACGAGUCCGACAAAGGAGGAGGCAAAGAAAGAGCCAGACGUGCAGAAGCUUGACAUCUCCCGGCGCGAUGGCUUCUCCGUGGGCCAGCGUGUGAAGGCCCGCUACCUUUCUGGCAGCUUCUACACAGCCACGAUCGAGGGCUUCUUGGCUGAGGGCAAAGUACUGCUGCAGUGGGCAGAUGGUGAUGCGAACGACCGGAAGAAGUCGCCGGAGGAGUUGGUCCCCUGCGAUGCGUCCGGGCAUCCCUUGGGCAGCGCCGCGGAGGCCGCUGCGCGCCGGGACGUCAAGGAGACAGAGGCUGCAAAGGUGGUCGCUCAGGCGCCGCCGGCACCUGCACCUCCGAAGCAGGCAGAGCUGACGCCUGCAGAGCGGGCCCAGGCGGAACGGAUCCGCGAGUUUCAGCGCCAGCGCCAGGGCGGAGAGCCAAAGGCGGCUGCCGAGUCUGCCGAGCCUGCCCCGGCAGCUGCGGCUGCAGUUCCAGCAGCGCAGAAGGAAAGCAUCAGAGCUCCGCAGGAGCCUUCGGCCGGGGAGUUACCAGCCGCAGAGCGGCAAAAACUGGAGGAACGGCUGCAAGUGCUUCGAGUGCAAUACUUCAGGCUCCAUGAGCAGAUCUCCGCAGACACCGCCUCAACGGAGAAGGAGAUGCAAGAACUGGUGCAGAGCGGCGCCGGUGAAAAGGAGCUCAUGAACUUCCGCAGUGAGCGCCUGAGCUUGCAAAGUGGCCAGCGGCUCGCAGCUUUGCAGAUCUCGAAACAGAUCAGCGAAGUGGAGCAGAAAUUGAACCCCGACCGCGGGCUCAGGAGCGAGCCAGAAUCGAACGGCACAAAGGCCAAGGAGCCAGCGGGCGGGUCACAGUCUCCACAGCCCUCGCUGCAGGAGUUGUGGGCAUCUGGAUAA
This is a messenger RNA of Symbiodinium sp. CCMP2592, 2886 nucleotides long. The record is from the annotation of a GenBank genome assembly. Lineage: Eukaryota; Dinophyceae; Suessiales; Symbiodiniaceae.